GACCGACAGCAACUCAUUAGCAGACAGUGGGAAGGAAGAUGGCCGCGGCGGAGCUAAUCAUGAAAUCCAAAUAUAAGUUCACCGAUCCCAAUGCGAAAACGAAAAAAAUAUGUAAUUAGCGAUGCACGUGCGGCCUCUUAAUCGAUCGGGUCUCCGUCACGAUCCUCGUGAUGGAGCGCUCACAGGUGGAAGCAGGAAGGGAUGGUCGUGAAUCCGAGCUCACCGUUGGAUUUUCUGCUCCACCGCAAGCUCUUCUCGAUGGCCUUUUUGAGAUCAAGUUGCCGUCGUGAUGCAUUUCCUCGCUGAAGUGAUCUGAGCAUCAAAACACUUUAGCACAAUAGAUUAUACAUACUGCACCAGAGUACUGAGGGUGGCCUGAGGUGAACUCUUGGCUUAUAUUUCCUUGUCUUUGGGAACGAAGGAUUCAUGGCCUAAAAGGGUGGUGCAGAACUGGUCCUCGAGAGGCAAAAAAUGGCAAUCGCAUCGGGACUCGGUCAUAGACAGCGAGGUGCAGUUUAAUCUUUGGCAAAGCUUGGUCUGAUCCACUUGCAAUUAGCUAUAACUCCAGCCUGCUGGAAUACGUGGGGAGGCUAGAAUUCCUUAUUCCCAAGUCUUUCUACAACAUAAAUGCUCCUCCAUGGGAGAAGAAGAAGAAGAAGAAGAAGAAAGCAUGUGUUGGGUGACCAUUUGAUGGGAGAAGAAGGAAGCAUGUGUUGGGUGACCAACAUAAUGGCGAAGGGAUCCAUGCAGCCUUCUCUGUCGUUUGAGUUUGUUGCUUGACAAGACAUCCAACAGGAGAGUUGGUUGAAGGAUUCAAACCUAACAACAACAAUUGUGUCGAGGUGUUGCAGUUGAGAAGAAGCGGCCACCAUGUUCUUCCGUAUCCGUUUCUGUUUCGCUUUUCUUGAAGCUACAAGAAGAAGUUUGCGCUUCGCUUGCGGUCGAGUAAAGCGCUGGAUUAAAGGAGGAGCACACACCACCGUGCAUGAGGGGGAAUUAAUUAUUUGUUCUCCGGUGGGGGGAAUUAAAUCCCAAGAUUCUACACUUGGAUGGUGUGCGAGGCAGCGCUACUCUAUUCCUUAUUCUCAAAAGAAAAAUGGGAAAUCAUAUAUGAAGUACCAAGGCAUGACGACUACGACACGCCGACCGAGGGAGCCAGAAGAGAUGACAGAAAGAGUCUCGAUCAAAGGCAUGAUGAUGAUGAUGAUGAUGAUGUCUGCUGCAUUCACCCUUCACUGUACUCCCAUCCUUCCAACCUCUUCUUGCUCGUUCCACUGGGUAAAAGCUCCGGAGUCGCCAAUCCUGGAGUACAGCUCCGGGCCCGGUGUGUAUCGGAUCGGGUUGUUACUCGGAUGUUGGCUUUCAUCAGCAAAUCACCGCUGCACACCCGCCACGGUAGGGCGCACCCCCCCCCGCGUUCUCGGGUGUUUCUCCCAAUUAGAUGCCUGUCGUCCACCUCAGCACUCUCCCACCUAUUAAUUAAUUCCCCUACCCUCUCUCUCCCUUCUCUCUUCGACCAUCGUCAUCUACCCGCCCAAACCUCCAAUUUUUUAGACCGUUUCUUCCAUUUCAAUCUCUCUCUCUCGAGCUCCAUGCAACCUGCAACUCCCUCUUAGAGAGAGAGAGAGAGAGAUUUACCACCAAUUUACCGGUCCCAUAGCGUCCAAUUUUGUUUCGAGCGAGAGCGAGAACGAGAGAAUGAGGCUCUCGAAGGAGUUCAUGGACAGCCCCCUUGGUGAUCGCGGGGCGCAUGACCUGGAGAGCGUCGUCGUCCAAGGCGACCAUAUCCAGACGGCCGCCGCCGAUUCGGUGGUUCGCCACAAGUCAUCCGGGUCGUCGAAGAGCUUCGCGCGGACCCUCCUGUCCCAGCCGUCCAAGAUCAUGAUGAGCUUCAGGGAGUCCGUGAAGAGCCCCAGCUCCAGGAUCCAAGCCCUUAGGGAGAGGAGGAACGCCGGGAGGAUGAACCGGGUGACGUCCAGAACGCAGAUAGGCCUCGCGGGGCUCCGCUUCCUCGAUAAGACGUCCGCCGGUAACGACGGGUGGAAGGCCGUCGAUAAGCGGUUCGGUCAAUAUGCCGUCGAGGGGAGGCUUCCCAAGGAGAACUUCGGCCCCUGCAUCGGCAUGGCUGAGUCAAAGGAAUUUGCCGGGGAGAUAUUUGUUGCUUUGGCAAGGAGGAGGAACUUGGAACCAGAAAACGGUAUAACCAAAUCUGAACUGAAGGAGUUUUGGGAAGAAAUGACAGACCAAAAUUUUGAUUCUCGACUCCAGAUUUUUUUCGAAAUGUGUGACAAGAAUGGUGAUGGAAAGCUCUCAGAAGAUGAGGUGAAGGAGAUUAUCAUUCUGAGUGCCGCAGCAAACAAGCUUGCGAAGUUGAAAGCACAUGCGGCCACCUAUGCUGCUCUCAUAAUGGAGGAGCUUGACCCAGACGGUCUGGGUUACAUUGAGCUUUGGCAGCUUGAGACAUUACUUCAAGGGAUGGUUAGCUCAGACGGAGCCGAGUUAACAAAAAGUUCGCAGAGCCUUGCGAGAACAAUGAUACCGCUGAAAUACAGAAACCCAGUCACCAGAUUUUUCAGCAUGACCACAGAUUUUGUUCAUGAGAACUGGAAGAGGAUAUGGUUCAUUUCCUUUUGGUUAACAGUCAAUCUAGUCCUAGCUGGAUGGAAAUUUCUCCAGUACGAAAGGAAAGCAGCAUUCGAAGUGAUGGGCUACUGUGUCUGCAUGGCCAAGGCUGCAGCUGAGACCCUCAAAUUGAACAUGGCUCUAAUUCUCAUCCCUGUUUGUCGCAACACCCUCACGGGGCUCAGAUCAACCCGUCUCAGUUCAAUAAUCCCAUUUGAUGACAACAUCAACUUCCACAAGACCAUCGCGCUGGCAAUAACAAUCGGAACUUUAGUGCACACAAUUGCUCAUGUAACAUGUGAUUUUCCAAGGUUGAUAACAUGUCCUAGUUCGACAUUCAUGAGAACACUGGGACCUAAUUUCAACUACAAGCAACCCACUUAUGCAUCUCUAGUGGCAAGUGCCCCUGGGACCACCGGGAUCCUCAUGAUCAUCAUCAUGGCAUUUUCUUUCACACUGGCAACACAUUCGUUUAGGAGGAGUGUCGUCAAGCUGCCAUCCCCCCUCCACCAUUUAUCUGGUUUCAACGCAUUUUGGUAUGCCCACCAUCUUCUGGCUGUCGUGUACGUCCUUCUGAUAGUACACUCAUACUUCCUUUUCCUCACCAAGGAAUGGUACAAGAAGACAACAUGGAUGUAUCUUACGGUUCCAAUCAUCUUUUAUACCUGUGAGAGAUUAAUUCGGAGGGUUCGUGAGAAAAGGUUUCAUGUGAGCAUCAUCAAGGCAGCAAUAUAUCCAGGUAAUGUCCUUUCGUUACAUAUGAAGAAACCAGCAGGUUUCAAAUACAAAAGUGGAAUGUACCUUUUCGUCAAAUGCCCAGAUGUGUCACCCUUCGAAUGGCAUCCAUUCUCAAUCACUUCUGCACCAGGAGAUGAUUAUGUGAGUGUUCACAUCCGGACGCUAGGGGACUGGACGUCUGAGCUUAGGAAUCUGUUUGGAAAGGUCUGCCAGUCUCAGGUCACUUUGAAGAAGGCUAAUCUAAAGAGACUUGAAACCACAGUUGUGGCAGAUGUUCAAUUUGCAGAUACAAGAUUUCCAGAGGUCUUCAUCGAUGGACCAUAUGGUGCACCAGCUCAAAACUACAAGAAAUACGACAUUCUUUUGCUCAUCGGGCUAGGAAUUGGUGCAACUCCAUUUAUAAGUAUACUGAAGGAUCUCCUGAACAAUAUAAAGACCAAUGAGGAAAUGCAAAGAAUACAUAAUGCAGAUGCAUCUGACACAAAUGCAGAUGCAAGUAACACCAAAGGAAAUGGUCCAGGAAGGGCCUACUUCUAUUGGGUGACAAGGGAACAAGGAUCCUUUGAAUGGUUCAAAAGUGUCAUGAAUGAUGUUGCUGAGAGAGACUACAAUAAUGUCAUAGAGAUGCACAACUACUUGACAAGUGUGUAUGAAGAAGGCGAUGCAAGGUCAGCCCUUAUCGCAAUGGUUCAGUCACUUCAACAUGCCAAAAACGGUGUCGAUAUCGUAUCUGGAAGUCGGAUACGCACACACUUUGCAAGGCCAAACUGGAGGAAAGUGUUUACGGACUUGUCCAACACCCACAAAGCUGCUCGAAUUGGUGGAACUAUUUUUGAACUUUUAGUAUCUCUAUCUACCUCUUCAAUGUCUAGAUUCCUUAACUUGUGGAAUUGCAGGUGUUUUCUACUGUGGACCUCCCACACUCACAAAAUCACUGAAGGAUCUUUCACAAGAAUUCAGCCAUGACACCAGCACUCGAUUCCAUUUCCACAAGGAGAACUUCUAGAGAAGAGACAAGAUAAUGUUGGUAGCCAAAACAUGGUCGUAUAGGAAAAGUUUUCGGGAACCAUUAGAAAAUUCUUGUACAGAAAUUCCAGUGUUGAUAGGAUGAAAUGUUACAACAUACACAAGAGAAAAGAUUUAGAACAGGUGUGAAGUAGCGAGAAAUGAAUGAUUCCUUCAUCAUUUCUGACUGUCCGGAAACGAUUCAAGAAUUGGGAUAUCUAUUCCAUCAGAAGAAUCAUGAAGAAAAAAAAUCUUUCUUGCCUUGGGCUUUUUUGCUCUGGCAUUUGGCUA
Molecule: messenger RNA, 4656 nt
Organism: Musa acuminata AAA Group (dessert banana)
Lineage: Eukaryota; Viridiplantae; Streptophyta; Magnoliopsida; Zingiberales; Musaceae
Product: putative respiratory burst oxidase homolog protein H
Exons: 18
Coding region: 1699-4326 (875 amino acids)
Cellular component (GO): plasma membrane
Molecular function (GO): NAD(P)H oxidase H2O2-forming activity; calcium ion binding; peroxidase activity
Source: RefSeq, a predicted model, not a curated record